This is a messenger RNA of Talaromyces stipitatus ATCC 10500, 1221 nucleotides long. RefSeq names its product copper homeostasis protein, putative. The record is from RefSeq and is a predicted model, not a curated record. The transcript is spliced from 4 exons. The coding region runs from base 1 to 1221 and encodes 406 amino acids. Lineage: Eukaryota; Fungi; Ascomycota; Eurotiomycetes; Eurotiales; Trichocomaceae. Gene Ontology annotation, molecular function: copper ion binding.
AUGCGACGAAUCGGCAUUUUGGUAUCACGUACCCGGAUCCCUAGGCAGUUGAGCUACAACCAACACCCGGGUGUAAUACAUCCAAGUCUACUGCGAAAUUUCAAGGUUAUGAUUCAAUCAAUACUUCCAACUUAUAUCCUCCGAGUCCGGAUAUAUUUCUUCCCCCGGUGGCCGAUACAAAAGGAGACGAAUUGGUUCCGGAAAUUACCUGAUUCGGCACGUCCUCUUGAAAGAUAUUCGCCCAGGGAUGAAAUUUUUGCUGUCAACGCUAAGGUAGUCUUGACGCUUUUCGUCCUCGGGUUGAUGAUAUUUGAUGCUACUAAACCAAAUCCGUCCAGAUCGUGGGCGAUCUUCAACUCAACAUCAGCCCAAAUAGCAUACGAAUCAUCAGCCGACCGUCUCGAGCUUUGCGGCGAAGGAUCAAGUAUAAAUGGCGGGACAACCCCGUCUAUCGACACGUUGGAGACGGUUAUUACUUCACUUCAACGGAUACACUCCUCAACAGAAGAAGACGGAAAUGUUCAUGGCAGAUCAGUAAAAAUAUUGAAAGAGUCAAUACCUAUAUAUGCCAUGAUCCGCCCCCGUGGUGGUGAUUUUGUCUACUCCGAUCUGGAAUUUGAAGUUAUGAAGGAGCAGUUACUAUCCCUGAAAUCAGCGAUUUAUCCUCAGCAUAAUGCGGAGAAUGAAUCCCAAGAGCAGGAGGCUAGUAGCCAUGAAACGACCAAUUUCUUCGAAAAAGUCAGCGGCUUCGUAUUCGGGAUACUAACGCCCGACAACAAAGUUGAUCGCGUCCGAAAUGAGGAAUUGGUGAAACUUGCAGCCCCUUUACCGUGUACAUUUCAUCGUGCGUUUGAUGAGAUUAUUUCCUCCUGUCAGGAACGGAGCGGCGGAGCCAAGCUUCUUCCACGGGAACUGGUCACUGAGCUUGGGGCUGUGAUCAGUGCUGGAUUUGCGUCUAUUCUUACCUCGGGUGGAACGGGACGGAGUGCGGUGGAUGGAGCGAAGCAGAUAGCUUCAUUAAUUGAUGCCGCUGAUGGCAGGAUCGAAAUUAUUGCAGGCGGGGGUGUGCGGUCUACGAAUGUGAAAGAGUUGAGAAGACAAAAUCCUCGUGCGAGGUUCUUUCAUUCUAGUGCUAUACUGGGUGAUGGGGAUGUUGCUGAUGCAAAUGAAGUGCUAGCUUUGAAACGAGAGUUGGGUAGUACGGAAGAGCUAUGUGCAUAG